Messenger RNA from Tigriopus californicus, 2109 nucleotides. RefSeq lists its product as uncharacterized. The transcript has 2 exons. The record is from RefSeq and is a predicted model, not a curated record. Lineage: Eukaryota; Metazoa; Arthropoda; Copepoda; Harpacticoida; Harpacticidae. The coding region runs from base 523 to 1956 and encodes 477 amino acids.
UUGACUUACUCUUCAAUGCUCAAGUUUUUGCUGCCAAAAAGUUACAGUUAAGUUGCAGCUAUACCAUCCAGCUACUUCUGCUUGUAAUUGAAAGUAAAGCAUGAGUUAACCAAGAUUUGCCAAGUCUAUUGAGUCGCACCCUCUAGUCACCUUGACCAGAAAUGUUUCGUUUUCGAAAAAAUAACAAAAUACAAUCCUAUGUAAUUUGUUUAGUGAUCUUAAAACUUUUAACUUAGGUUGAACUUGUUGUCUCAUCCUUUUUGCGGUUUGUCUGCCGACAAUAUUACAUGUGUUACUUACUAUCAAGGUGUCGGGUAAACGGGCGGAGUAUGAGUCAUCCCUGUGGAUAUCUAUUAGUACAUCAUUCAGUUGACUAUUUCGAUUUCAUUGAUAAGAGUUAUCUCAGGGAAUCCCACGUAGAGUUGUGCUAGUCGUUUUUCUAUUUAAGUAGUGCUCUCGAUUGCUGAGAACCCGCAUUCAAUUUCGAAUCACCUUUAGACUUCUUCUAGAAAUCUGCGCAUAAUGUCUAAAUCAACUUUGCUGAAACAGAUGAGUUACGAAUGUCCUGGUCUUCACGGACCAGGAAGUCGUCAAGAUAUUACACGAAAGACCUUUCAAGAUGUCUUUGACCUUCUGGGUCAGUCUCAUCGGCUUGUGAUCCCUUUAUUUCAACGCCGCUAUUGUUGGUCAUAUGCUCAAAUUACGGGUUGGUGGCGGGAUACUUGCGCCGGAACACGAGAUCAUUUGGGUAUUCACAAUUCGGGCAAUGUUAUUAUGAAACUGAUUGGUACUGAGUGGAUUCUGAUUGACGGCCAGCAAAGAAUGACCACAACCUCACUUUUGGUAGCUUCUAUUCGAGACGCCCUGCUUGACAUCCGUGUCCAAGGACCCAAGGCCCAAGAGAGGUAUUCAAAGCUACUCAAGCGUUUGCAACGAGUGCUAUUCAUUGGCCUUGAACAUCAAGAUCAUCCACAUGGCAACACAGAGGACCGCAGAGAUCAACAAAAACAAGAGCUCGAGGAGGGUGAAAACUUGGCUUUCGCUCGUCUGGUUCCUUCCUACUCAGACAGAAAAUCCUAUUUUUCCCUCAUCGCCAAAGACCUCAUUCGUCAGCCUCCGUUCCAACCGACAAUUCCAUCCUCUUCAAGUGCCUCAACAAUAACAGGCACUUCUUUUGCUGAAAGCACAGACACUCCUUCCAAAGAGGAAGGAGAGCAAUUUACGGGAAAAGGUGGAAAUCAUCUACAAUCGGACAAUAUUUCCGUUCAGGCGAAAGCCAAAAACUACUUCGACUGUCAAGUACAGGCGCUGUUAAAACAGUACCGAAGUUCAAACCUGGAUCAACUCGGCGAGUUGGAGGAGAUGACAGAUUUAGCUUUGCUCAAGAUGGGAGUGACGAUGGUGAACGUUUUGAAUGACAUUAAUAUGGCCCAAGUCUUCUUGUGGUUACAGGAGAAGACACUCUUCGGAGCGAAUUCAUUCUUAUACAAUCCAAGCCCGGGCAUUGAAUUCAGUUCAUCAGAUUUAGUGAGAAAUUUGAUGAUGGCAUGUGUCAUGAAAAGAGACCUGUCGUUUCAAGAGGAAUUCUACCACGCCCAUUGGCUACAACCAAUUGAGCGGCAUGCGGCAAACCCAACGCCCCAGGACCUGACGAAGAAUAUCAUAGGGUUUAUUGAGCAUUUUUGGGCCAAGCAAAAGCACAGACAAACUUCAGACCUUGAAGAUAUGGUGUCUAAGCUUUGUAAACAUGUGCCUGAUCCCGCUAAACGGGAGAAUGUUUUUACCUAUGCCAAAUUCUGCUCAUUGUAUGAAUUUCAAGUGCAAUCCGAUCGAGAAGUUGGUGCGAGCCCUGUAAAGAAGGCAAAAGAAGAGUUGAUUGAGAUUGAUGAUAAAAUUCUGAUUGCAGCCUCCACAACGAUUUUAAAAGAUUUCAGCGAGUAUUUGCGCAAAGUUUAGGUUUCGUACGAAACCAACUUAAUUGUGAUGUAAAGAGAAAUUUUAAAGUAUAAGACGUUUAAAGGGUUUAAGGCUUAAUUUCACACCAAACAGUAAUGUAUAUCAUUUUCAUCUUGUUGUCUACACGAUCAAUAAAAGACCUGUGUAUUAUUA